ACUGUCUACAUAGAUAUGCACUCGAACCUCAUUUUGAAACUAUUUCUUUAUAUAGGAUCUCAAGUACUCACCUUCUGUUCAUUUAUAGAUAACCACAAUGGCAGUAUCAAUGACCCAGUGGAAGAUGGUGAUACUCUUCUGCACCUCUGCUGUCUAUAUGGCUACCUUCCUUGUGUCCAGCUAUUGGUGGAAAGGGGAGCCAACUUAGAGCCCAAGGAUGAAGAAGGUGCAAUACCUCUCCAUGAUGCUUGUGCAGGAGGAUUCAUUGAAAUUGUUCAAUAUAUAAUCAAUUCGGCUGGGAAUGCUGACUUUGUAAAGCGAAUGCUGGAAACCACUGACGCUGAAGGCGAUAUGCCUCUCCAUCAUGCGGCAAGAGGAGAACAUUUGAAUGUUGUGCAUUUGCUUCUUCAAGCUGGGGCUUCACCUAAGACAACAAAUGUUUAUGGAAUGAAACCUGCUGAGCUUGCCGAAUCAGAUCCUGUCCGAAGUACCUUAGAAGCUGCAGCUGCAACUGAUUCUAUCAUUUCAGGGUAGAAAAUUCUAUGACCUGCGUAACAAGCAGUGGCUUAUGAUAUAUUAUGAUUACAUGAUGAUGCAACAAAAGGAACAUGGGUAUUACCAAACACUUCAUAUUGAUGGCUGAGGAAGAAAGAUGCUUACUUGCUUCUUAUCAGCAUGGACAUACACUUAAUCUGUUAAAAGGUUGAAGAAAGUCAUGCAGCAGCUGAGCAGACAGCUGGUGAUUAUUGUACAGGUUGUUGCUUCUCUGGAAGAAAUCAAUUUUGGUAGAGUCCAGAAAAGUUAUAGAGAUAGGAUAUAAAUUAUUAGUUUUGAAAGGGUUUGCUGACAACAAGGUAAAGAAAUACUGAUCAU
This is a messenger RNA of Asparagus officinalis (garden asparagus), 873 nucleotides long. Its product is annotated as BRCA1-associated RING domain protein 1-like. Gene Ontology annotation, molecular function: protein binding. The transcript is spliced from 6 exons. The record is from RefSeq and is a predicted model, not a curated record. Gene Ontology annotation, biological process: protein ubiquitination; positive regulation of protein catabolic process. Bases 16 to 534 code for a protein of 172 amino acids. NCBI's taxonomy places the organism in Eukaryota, Viridiplantae, Streptophyta, Magnoliopsida, Asparagales, Asparagaceae.